This is a messenger RNA of Brassica napus (rape), 1478 nucleotides long. RefSeq names its product protein FD. The coding region runs from base 352 to 1164 and encodes 270 amino acids. Lineage: Eukaryota; Viridiplantae; Streptophyta; Magnoliopsida; Brassicales; Brassicaceae. The record is from RefSeq and is a predicted model, not a curated record. Gene Ontology annotation, biological process: positive regulation of DNA-templated transcription. The transcript has 3 exons. Gene Ontology annotation, cellular component: nucleus. Gene Ontology annotation, molecular function: DNA-binding transcription factor activity.
GUUAUUAUCCGAACCCGACCCGUACUAAUAAAAUUUUAGUAUGGAACCUAGAAACGUAAACCGAAAACCCCGACCUGAAUGCCAACGGGUACCCGAACGCCCAGGCCUAAUGACAACAGUUCACUUACCUUAUUUUGAAAUUAUCAACAAAUUUAUCAUUAUAAUACUUUGAAAUUGAAGACAUCAAAACUUUUCUUUUAGAAGACAUCACAACUUUAAUUACAUAGUUAUGGGAACUUUCUUCGCAGUUUGGAAUAGUGUCAAUCUCUCUCAACCAUCAUUGGCGAAAGUUAAGAAUCUAUCUGAGCUCUCCUCUCCCCUCUGUUUAAGACCUUUUGGUUUUCUUCUCCAAUGUUGUUUUCAGCAAAUCAUCAGAGAAACAAUAGAGUCUCUGCUACGAGCAAGAACAAGACUCUCAACAAAGUUUCUUCUAUUUCAUCCUCAUCAUCUCCUUCACACCCACAAGACUCUCAAUCCCAAAAGAAAUCUCUAGUCACCAUGGAAGAUGUUUGGAAAGAUAUCAACCUUGGUUCCAUCCACAGCCAACAUCCACGAGGCAACCAUGAGCCAAGGUUCGGGAGCCACAACCACCAUAACCAAAACCCUAACUCUAUCUUCCAAGAUUUUCUCAACAGGCCUUUGAACCAGGAACCAACAAUACCCACCAGCCUCACCAUGAGUUCUUCCUCUAAUGGAGAUACCACCACUGUCACUGCUCUCUUGAGCAGCUCUCCUUUGGAACCUCCUGCAACUGUUCUGAGCUUGAAUUCUGGAGCCGGCUUUGAGUUUCUUGAUAACCAAGAUCCUCUUGUUACCCCUAACUAUAAUCUGCAUAGCCACAAUCACCUCACAAACAUUCCUUCAUUCAACACGUCUUUUGAGGCUCUGGAUACACCGACUUGUUUUGGAAAGAAAAGAGGCCAAGAGUCUAAUGAAGAAGGUUCAGGGAACCGAAGAAAUAAGCGUAUGAUCAAGAACAGAGAAUCUGCUGCUCGUUCAAGAGCUAGGAAACAGGCUUAUACAAACGAGUUAGAGCUUAAAGUUGCUCACCUAAAGGCAGAAAAUGCAAGACUCAUGAGACAACAAGAUCAGGUAAAAAUAGAGGCAGAAAAUCAGCAACCCAAAAAGAACACACUCCAACGGGCUUCCACAGCACCAUUUUGAGAAUUCUACAAGCCCUUAUUUCUCAUUUGGGGAUUGAGAGAAAAAUGGAAAAGUUUGUACCUAUUUUAUUAGCUAUAAGUAUAACUAAGCUAAAUUUGUAGAACCUCAAAAGAUCUUGCAUGGUAAAAAAAGAAAAACCUAUGAAGAGAAAAGGAUCUUUCCAUUUCCUGAGGCACAGGAACACCUGUGGUGGGUCUGGUCUCUCUUCUCUUGUUCUUGUCAUUUUCUUGUUCACUCAUGUACUAACUUCUACUUGUAUUAUUGUAUUAGUGUUACUUUCCUUGUCUAAUGCUAAUUUAAAAAUGUACCGGUUA